CUUCGUCGCCGUCGCUGCUGCCGCCACUGCCUCGGGAAAGCGGGAGGAUGAGCUGAACUACCGUAGCGCUUACUGUCUCCAUCGCGCAUCGCAGGGUGUGGUGACUACCUGAGGAACGUUUUACUUUAGAAGGAAAGAUGUUGUCUCCAAAUGAUAAAAAGUUAGAAAAACUGGAUCCAUUUUAUCGACCCUCCAUAUCCAAGCAGAAGACCAGCGUGGAAAUCAUCAACGAAGCACGAAAUGCGUUAAGGACAGUUCGAACCCAAAGGCCUUUCACCCCGCAGGAAGACCAAAGAAAAUUGUUUGGACCUGCAUCUUCAAGAACACCAGAAAAUAGACCUCCCUCCUCUUUCAGCCUUCAUGCGUCCAGUUUUGAGUCAUCUGAUUCCAGGCCUAUCUCUGGCACACGUCUCAGCCCGCUAGAGCUGAAACCAAAAGCACCAGCAUCUCCCACCACAGAGGAGGAUUCAUGCCUUUCUUUUCCUAAACCACCAGUGGACCCUGCGAAGAUAAGAAGAAUAAGCAGUGCCCGGGCGCGCUUAUUCAGAGCGGCCUCCCAGGGGGCUCUUCUGCCAGACAGAUCUCUUCUUCCUACUGAGUCAAAGAAGACAGUGGAAUCCAAAGAAAUGGUUAUGAUGGGGGACUCUAUGAUGAAAAUAAAUGGGAUUUGUUUAACAGAAUCAAAUGCCGUUGGCCACACAAAGAGUCACCCACUUCAGCUAACCUAUGAUGGAGGCUUCCGUGAAAUCAAGGAGCAAGAAAUGUUCAUUGGAACGGCCUUAUCUCAUCUCAGAAGUGGAGGGGACCAGGGGAAGAGGCGUGCAAGGGCCUCAUCCUGCCCCACCAGCUCAGACCUCAGCAGACCGCAAACCAAAACAGUCUCGAAAGCUGACCUGGAAAAAAAGGACACAGAAGCAGAAGCAGAUGAAGUCUUUUGGACCACAAGGAUCUUACCGAUUUUGUAUGAAAUAGAAAAGGAAGAAAACAUUGAAACGGUUUGUGCUGCUUGCACAAAACUUCAUCACGCUUUAGAGGAAGGAAACAUGCUUGGAAAUAAAUUUAAGAGAAGACGCGUUCUCCUGAAGACCCUAUAUAAACUAGUUGAUGUUGGUUCAGACUUGCUCAACCUUAAGCUUGCAAAAAUUAUUCUAGCACUUAGAGAGAGGAGAAAGAAUCUUCUUAAUGUCUGCAAACUUAUAUUUAAAAAGAAUGAGAAGAACGAUUCUCUGAUCCAAAAUGACAACAUUCUGGAAUCAUUAUUGGAGGUUCUGAGAAGUGAAGACCUACAAACUAAUACAGAAGCCUUUUUAUAUUGUAUGGGGACCAUAAAAUUUAUUUCUGGAAACCCAGGAUUUCUUAACGAAAUGAUGAACAAAGGUGCUGUGGAAGUAUUGGUGAAUUUGAUAAAGGAAAUAAAUGAGAACACCAAGGAAUGCGGUACAUGUUUGCCUAACUUGGGCCACUUAUUAGUCCAGGUGACUGCUACACUGAGGAACUUGGCGGAUUCACCACUGGCAAGAAGGAAGCUCCUGGGCACCAGUUCCCUUCCCCAGCUCUGCACAGUGAUGGAACAGUUCUCAGGGGACAAGGACAUUUGCACCAAUAUUGCAAGAAUAUUCAGCAAACUUACUUCUUACAGUGACUGCUGUGCAGCCGUGGCCAACUAUUCCAGAUGUUAUGCCUUAUUUUUGAAUCUGAUAAACAAAUACCAGAGGAAGCAGGACUUAAUCGUUCGUAUUGUUUUUAUUCUUGGCAACCUGACGGCAAAGAAUAACCAGGCCCGUGAACAAUUUUCCAAAGAGAAAGGCGGUGUCCCAAGCCUGGUGUCCUUAUUCCAGACAUUCCACGAGCUCGAUCUGCAUUCCCAGAAGCCCAUGGGAGAGGGGGCCGUGCAGAAGGCGCCGUCGGAGGUGGAGGAUGUGCUGGUCAAGCUGACCCGCGUGCUGGCCAAUCUCGCCAUCCACCCAGGCAUUGGCCAGACUCUGGCCACCAACCAGCAGGUGGUAGGCCUGCUGCUGACCACACUAGAACGCAAGUCACUAGGAGAGUGUGAGGAGCUGGUGAUCAACACUACAGCAACGAUCAACAACUUGUCUUACUACCAAGUGAAGAAUUCCGUGAUUCUAGACAAAAAACUAUACAUUGCUCAAUUGCUCUUAAAACUUCUUGUGAGUAACAACAUGGAUGGAAUCCUGGAGGCAGUGCGUGUCUUUGGAAAUCUCUCCCAAGACCAUGAUAUUUGUAAUUUCAUUGUGCAGAACAAUGUGCACAAGUUCAUGCUCGCGCUGCUGGAUGCUAAGCACCAGGAUAUUUGCUUUUCCGCCUGCGGCGUCCUCCUAAAUCUCACCGUGGAUAAGGACAAGCGGGCCAUCCUUAAAGAAGGAGGUGGCAUCACAAAGUUAGUGGAUUGUUUAAGAGAUUUUGGCCCUACUGAUUGGCAGCUGGCCUGCUUGGUGUGCAAAACCUUAUGGAACUUCAGCGAAAACAUCACUAAUGCUGCAUCCUGCUUUGGUGAUGAAGACACCGACACACUCUUAGUCCUGCUGUCAUCAUUUUUAGAUGAAGAACUAGCACUGGAUGGCAGUUUUGACCAAGACCUAAAAAACUACCACAAACUCCACUGGGAAACAGAAUUCAAACCUGUGGCACAGCAGCUUCUAAACCGAAUUCAGAGCCAUCACACCUUCCUGGAACCCUUGCCUUUCCCCUCUUUCUAACAUGGUGCAUUAACUACAGCAACAGCAGUCAGGUCUCCCUCAUUCUUAAGCAGUGGUAACAGACAUGAAGUUUUUCUUUUCAGUAUUGAAAUAUCGAAAGCUUUUCAAGUA
Molecule: messenger RNA, 2828 nt
Organism: Tupaia belangeri chinensis (Chinese tree shrew)
Lineage: Eukaryota; Metazoa; Chordata; Mammalia; Scandentia; Tupaiidae
Gene: ARMC2
Product: armadillo repeat containing 2
Exons: 18
Coding region: 138-2717 (859 amino acids)
Biological process (GO): sperm axoneme assembly; cilium organization
Molecular function (GO): protein binding
Source: RefSeq, a predicted model, not a curated record